CUCUCGUCGCGAUGCAUCCGUCUGAGCGCUCCCUGCAGCGGCGGGCGACCUUCGUGGCGCCUUCAACGCUGGCAUCGAGGACAUCAGGCAUGCUGGACCUCCGCUUGCAGAACUCGCUCAUCUCCCAGGUCUCCCAGGUCUUUAGGAGGUGUCGGGUGCUAGUCAACAAGCUGUUCAUCCAGAACCCAAGGGUGGCCAACAUGUUCGAUGCCACAAACAGCGCCCUCAGCUUCGUCGAGUGCCUGAUCUACGUGGCAGAAUCGUACGAGAAAGAUGCGCUUGCACGUGCGGAUGAGGUGAGAUGGAUGCCGCGCACACGGAGAUGUAUCAACCAAAGACGAUAUGUGCAUGCGUGUGUUUGUCGUUCUUCAGUUUUUUGCAACGCACCUUGCGUUUUCGUUCUUCUUUUUGUUUGACUACCUGCUUCGGCUGGUGGCGUCGCCCAACAAGCUGGCAUACAUCCGGACGUGGUCAUCGCUGCUCGAUGCGGUGACCAUCCUGCCCGUCUUUGUGCAGUGGGCACUCAGGGAGACUGUCAAGCUGGAGGUGCGAGUGCUGGACUUCUUCUCCCUGCUUCGUAUAUUGAGAAUUCUGCGGCUCUAUCGGCUUGUAGCCCACUGGGUGCUGUGAGACUGGGUGGACAUUGUGGUGUUGUCUUGUGCCUGGCGACAUCUGCAUGUCGUGUGCUGCUGUGUGUUCAGGAGUCACUGCUGUAUCGGCAAAUAGCGGUUGUGAGCCUCACGAUUUUCUCGCUGCUUUUCAUCACGGCAGGGUGGAUGGAACUAGUGGAGGACCUCGACAACAAACCCGAGAAAGAAUGCUUAGAAGAGGUCUGCCGCAUGUGUACAUCGAUUGGACACACAAUAGUCACAUCGUACAUGUGUGACUGUCUUCGUGUGCGUAGACGAUGCUUCAGUAUGACGAUCUGCCGCUGCGAUAUCGGGAGCGAAUCUGCCACUUGGACGUUCACGACUGGAUCUACUUUGUCAUCGUCACCAUCUCCACACUGGGAUACGGAGACAUCGCACCCCAAACAAUCACCGGCAGGUGAGUCAUUGCACAUGUCGUGUCUCCUAUCUACCCAUCCAUCCAUCAAUCAAUCAAUCAUCCGCUUGCAGGAUGACCGUGGUUGUCCUGCUGUCAGUGACGAUUGUCUUGCUGCCGCAGCAGACAAGCCAGCUCGCUGAGCUUCUCGAUGUGCAGGUGGGCCUCCACUGGCCAGCAAUCCAUGCAAUCAGUGUCUAUCUGUCUGUCUGUCUGUCUGUCUGUCAGGCAAAGUAUCGCAAUGAUUACUUCCGCAUGCCAUCGAAGAAGACCGUGCCGCACAUCGUGUUGGUGGGUCACCUGCAGGGCGAGUCGCUGCAGGAAUUCCUCAGGGAACUCUACCACGAGGACCACGGCGUGCAAAACCAAAACAGGCAAGUGCUGUGGACGGCACCCAUUCAUCUGUGUACGACGCACUGUUGAUGCGAAGUUGUGUGUGUGGUAAUGCAGGCCGCUUGUGAUGAUUCAGCACGACCUGCCCACACAAAUGCAAGAAGCGCUGCUGAGGUAUGCGCACAUAAUGUGUGAGAGUCAGACGAAUGAGUGCGUUCCAUUCAGGAAUCCAAAGUACACCGCGAAGCUGACAUAUCUGCAGGGCAGCCCCACAAACCCGAAGGUGACUUACAACCAUUCGACACAUGUAUCGCUCGCCAAUAUCUCUUGUGUACAGGACUGCAACCGUGCUGCAGUGUCAUCAGCCGCCGUGGCAGUGUUCAUGGUGGACAGGAAGGCCUCCGACCCGCUGGUAGAGGAUGCACGGACCAUCAUGAGUGCACUGUCAAUCAAGAAAGUCGCACAGGCCAAGGAUGCAAAAACGUCUAUGAGGUAUGACCGGACAUUGAUCGGGCUGGAGACAUGCAUUUACUUGAUUGUUUCUUGAUUGUUUCCCUCAGGUGCGGGCUUCAGGUGGUCAAGGCUGAGUCUAAGAUCUUCUACCGGCUGUGUGCCGACAGAGACAAGGGUGGGGGUGAAUUCAUUGCGGUUAUAUGCUUGUAUCUCGUACUUUUCGAAAUGGUGCAGACAUCAAGCGUCAGCGGAUGUCGAGGCGCUUCUCAUCGAAAAAUGACCAAGUGACCAAAGCAAUGCACCAAUGGGAAGGCACUCAUAUGCCAUGAAAUGUCUGGCUGCAGGUUGUGUGCAUAGAGGAGAUAUUGGUCAACAUCAUGGCCAAGUCCUGUCUUUGUCCCGGAUUCGUCACUUUGGUGCACAAUUUGGUGGUCGCUGCCGGCAGCCUCAGCGCCAAACAAAUGAGCGACACAAACCUUUUCCCCAAUGACGGGUGGAUGCGCAGCUACCUAGGCAAGCGAACUGGCAGUAUCGACGACACACAGAGCAGACGGGAAUCAAAAAUGAGAUUGUGAAUCCCUGUGUGCGUGCAGAGGGUGUGUCAUAUGAGAUGUAUCGCACGGCGAUAUCGGCAACCUUCUCGGGGUGGGCAUUUGAGGACGUGGCCAACUUCAUCUUCCACGAAUUCCACGCCAUUCUGGUGAGGACAAAGUGACCCGGUGAGAGGUCAUCUCUCUGUACCAUGGCGUGCGGUGCAAUGCAGAUAGGCCUUGAGUUUUCCACGUCUGAGGGUCCGAUCAUUGUGCUGAACCCCACAUCAUACAAACUGCGCGGACACCACCACACAGGCAGCGGCAGGUACGCACAUGCAGCCAGCAAACAAUGUAUCUACUUUUUGGUCUGCGUGUUUGUGUGUAUCUGCGAUAUGUCUGCAGGUCAAGCGGCAUCUACGGCUACGUGAUAUGCGGCAGCAAGACAAGCGCAGACGACAUCGCCACAUACGAGUUUCGCCGGGGAAGCAGAUCGCCCAUCAAAAGGCUCUUUACUCGGACCAGCUUCCGCAUGAGCGCAGUAGGCUCUAUGAAACAAUCAGGCAGCACACCUCCACACGCCUUCUGUUCGCUGUCUUUCUGGUCGCCGUCUGCUUCUGCAGGAGGCCUCCCCCGAAGCCGCGAACCUCCCAGGCGCCGUUCACUCCCGCCGUUCCGCCUUUCCACCAGCCGAUCGACACGAUCAUGACGACGAUUCGCACUCCAUUGCUUCAGCAGUGAGCAGCAAGGCGUCCUUCCUGGCCGAAUCAUCUGCAGCCCCGUCUGACUCGGACAGACACACAAUAGCGUCGGUUGGCGGUGGGGGCCUGCAGCGGAGACAGACGAUGAAAGUCAUCCGUGAGUCUAUCGUCUCAGUGUGGAAACGGGUGUCCUCAGUGCGGCUGUUGAACUUCCGGCGACCGAAUCUGACGACGACUCAAAGCCGUCGCUUGAGCAGAAGGGACAGCCCUGUGUCGCCGACGUCACCUGCACACGAGGAGGAGACGGGCACUCUGACCGACACGGCACUCGUGCGGCGACCAUCCAUCUUGAGGCCGCCGGGCAUUCAGCGUCGCCGCUCACAAGUAACAAUAGUGGACCGUGAUCGCUUCUCGGAGGGCAGCUCUGCCGAUGACAUCCAGCCGCCAAUGGCAGAGAGAAAAAAAGAAGAAGCGCCGCGGUCGCCCUCGCCGUCUCGUCGGGCAUACUAUGGCACGCUCACGCAAGGGCAGCCUGUGGACGCCCUCGAGACCUACUUCGACGCGGACGACGUCGGAUCAAGUGACGAUGGACGGAUGAAAAGGGCCGCUAAGGACAAAAGGACAACGGGGCAGAAAAGCAGGGCGGACAAGGAUCUGGCAAAGCAGGCCAAAAAGGUUCCUCGGAAGCUCAUCUAUGAGUCACUCGCUCUGCCGGUAUGCAUCUCAAUGAACGUCUGUGUGCGCAUGUCUGGCUCACUGCUGCAUCGCUUGCGUGCAGGGCACAGAUUGUUACGUGCGCCAGCACGUGUUGGUGUGCGGCAUGUCCACUGGACUGAUAUCGUUCAUCAACUGCCUGCGCGCCACCUACCUGCCCGCACACCAGCCGAUCGUCAUCCUCAAUCCCACUGUCCCUGACAACUUUCGACGCUUGCUGCGACGAAUCCCAGACGUCUUCAUCGUACAAGUGCGUCCAGGGAGAGGGAGGGGGGUACAGUACUGCUCUCUCUGUGUGCUGUUGGAACGAAGGACCAUGUCGUAUGUUCAGGGGCAGGCGAGUCACUUCUACGACCUGCUUCGCGCCAAUGCGUUCGAAGCCGACAAGGCCGUCAUACUGCCGCAGCUCAAGAAAAGAGCGUACGUGACGAUCGCCUGCCGGCAUGAUCUUGUCUCGCCUGCCGAUUGAUGGUUUGUCCAGGCACGGCCAGAAGGCGUCAGAGGAGCUGGCAGCAGCAGGAGCUUGCGACGACAUCCACGGCCCGGAGAGUCAGGGGGACAGCGAGCUGGUCCAUGACAGCGAGGCGCUGCUGAUCUUCCAGAUGAUCCGCAGCAUCAACCCAUAUGUGCAUGUCAUCAUGGAGAUAGAAAAGGCCUCACAUCUCAGGCUGCUCGAGACAGAACGAGUGCCCGAGAAGCUGGAGCAGGUAUUGUCUGCAUAGAAAGAGAGAGAUCGACAUCAAUGCAUUCUAUUCUCUAUGUGUGUGCGUGUGUGUCUCGAUCAGAGCUACAGGGACCACAACUACACCAACUCGCCUUUCUUUGCCGCGGGGCACAUAUCCCUGCCGUCGAUCGUCGACACCAUCUUGGCGCAGGGGGUGUACAACACACACCUCAUGAACAUCAUCGACGCACUACUCGUCGCAAGGCAAGCACGGCCCACCUGCACGCCUCAUCCGCUGUCCACCUAGGUGUGUGGGUGGGCGGGUGGUGUCGUGUGAGCAGGACUCAGGACGAGAAGGUCAAGGCGAUUAUGGAGAGGAAGGGGCUUAAAAGCUCAAACCUCUUCCAGAUAUCCAUGCCGCCUGACUGGAUGUACGCAAACGAAGAGACACAGAGAAGCGGAUUUCCAUCUGUUGUCCUUGUUCUUCCCUCACUCAGUGGGGAUUACGGGCUGGACGACGACCCGAGCAAGACGUUCGGCGCCCUGCUGACCUACAUGCUCAAACAAAUGACACCCAAACUCACACCACUCGGCAUCUACAGGUUGGGAGACACACAUACACAUGGACCAAGCUGAUCACGGACACAUACUCACUUGUUGACCGUCAGGGCUGCCGGCACCUCAGACAAUAUCCUGCCCUUUGUCAUCACAAACCCGCCGAAAGACUUCGGGCUCAAGAACACCGACAGAGUGAGUCAACGAGCACACACAGACACCCGGAGCACACACAGAGAAGCCAAUUUCCAUCUGUUCUCCACGUUGAUGUCAGAUAUUCUGUUUGGGCAGCCAGUUGCCAGCCUACGAACACGAGAGCAUCCGUCGGGUGGCCGCGGCCGCCGUCCGGCCACCCGUGCAGCCGUCAGCCACAGCCGACUGCGGGCCUUGCUCCAACGCCAUCAACCAAGACGACUGGAACACACUUACCGUCAGCCAGCCAGCCCGCACACACAUUGACACGCGGAGACGGAUGGGCGUGUCUCCCCCUGUGUGUGUGUGUGUCUAGAGUGAGCUGCAGCAGCUGUCGAGUGCGUUGCGUGGGAUCAAGUCAGCCGAGGGCUUACGAGAUGACGAGCUGCGUCGGUUCGUUGAGCAGGCCAUGGAAGAUGAAUUUGCCGUGCUGCGAUCAUGAGGGAAUGACGAGGGAGGGGAGGGAGGGGGUGACGAGUGAGUCAUGAAGAGGGGUAGACAGACGGGGAGGAACAGUCGAUGUGUCGUGGGCCGUGUGUGGCUUUUGUACAUAGGUGUGUGUGACAUACAAUUGCUUUG
This is a messenger RNA of Vitrella brassicaformis, 5765 nucleotides long. The record is from the annotation of a GenBank genome assembly. Lineage: Eukaryota; Vitrellaceae.